Messenger RNA from Saccostrea cuccullata (small rock oyster), 1099 nucleotides. RefSeq lists its product as uncharacterized. The transcript has 2 exons. NCBI's taxonomy places the organism in Eukaryota, Metazoa, Mollusca, Bivalvia, Ostreida, Ostreidae. The record is from RefSeq and is a predicted model, not a curated record. Bases 71 to 550 code for a protein of 159 amino acids.
AAAGUAGAGACUGGGGAUUUUCCACACAUUAAGUUUGUCCCUCAGCUGACAUUCAAGGUAUUACAUAGAAAUGGAUCAUAUACCUCGCCUGUCAGAGGCAGUAUACGUAGGACUGUGUCGAAAAAUAGGGGGUCCUACAGAAGUGAGGAUCAGGAGAGAAGUAAUUGACACUUUGGAGCUGAUGAGACAACCUGUGCACAUCAUGAGGGGAUUUGACAGAACGAAGAGCGGAAGUAGACGUGAAGGAUUCAGACUGGUAACUUCUGAUGUAGAUUGGAUGUUAUGGCCUCCAGACCACAAGGUGAUGUGUGAUCCUUCUAAGAUCAGUCUCUAUCGUAUCCCACAACACACUGUGAUAUUGAUGGAGUGUGAUGAUUUACCACUGGGAUUUACCAGACUUAAUCUAAAGAGUUCAUCAAAUAGAGAAAUAGUCAGAUCCUCCUGUGUAGAGAUCAAUAACAACGUGUAUAUAUCUAGUACAUUAUUCCGUGAUAAUCACCCACGGUUCCUACAAACCUUUAAUUUAUCUUCAUCUCUCUGGUCUCGUUGACCUUGUUCAACAUUUUGCCAUAAUGAUAAGUUAGAAACUGAUUAUGCAUUCUUGUUUCCGAUCCUAUCACUGGCCGACAAUCGCUUUACCGUGGAUACCAAGAUGUCGUCAACAAGGUUGGUCGUCUGAAGGUAUUAUAUCAGAUAUAUUAAGAUCAGGAUUCCAUGUUGUUCCUAUCGGCAGCACACCUGACAGCAUACACGAAUGGAGAAUUUCAUGCUCCACGGCGGAACAAAAAAUAGUUUAUGCAAUGAAUCACUGCCAGUUUUUGUCUUAUGCUCUCUUCAAAAUAUUUCUGAAGGAAGUAAUUAAUUUAAAGGACGCUUCUCCUGUUCUAUGUUCAUACUUCACAAAAACUGCUGUAUUUUGGGUAACUCAAUCUAACAAUUCCCUGACUUGGACAUCUGAAUGCUUAUUGGCCUCUUUCUGGGAAUGCUUUAAAUUAUUGAUAUAUUGGACAUUUACAGGAGAAUGCCCAAACUUCUUUAUUCCACUAAACAAUAUGUACCACUUUAAAUUAACAGGGCCCAUACAAACAUUUUUGUCACA